UUGUAUCUCUAAACUAAGACUGUAUCUGUCCACAUAUGUGCCUAUUUUUGUUUCGAGAAAAGUCUGCUUUAAAUAAGGCAGUCUGUAGAAGGGUCCAGACCCAUCCCUUUCUCCAGAGAUGCUGCGUGACUGUGUUACUCCAGCACCGUGUGUGUGUGUGUGUCUGCAGUAUUUCACGAUGCAUCGUUGGGCUGCUGGGGGUGAGUGAGAAUGAUGCAUUUGUUGGCGAGGGCGGUCGUUCCUCGAGUCACAGCGCGGUGGAUGGGGACGGCGUGAUCCGCUGGGGAUUGUCACAUUCACACAGUGAACGGGCGAGGCAGCACACGCUGCCGUUCACAAGCAGAGUGGAGCAGGGCGGUGUUGGAAAGACUUUACCGGCGGCUUCUGAGAUGCUGCCUGACCUGCCGAGUUACUCCAGCUCCUUGUGUCUACAUUUUACUGCAUCGAUGCAACAUCUUCUCAAGCAGAUACGUGCACUGUGUUGGGCUCUGGAUGGUCAUUUGCAGUUUGGACCCAUGUCCUUGCUUCUGCUCUGAAGAUCAAACUCAGUCCAUCGGAGGAUGUCUUGGUGACAAGCCGCUCCAAGCCCCUUGUCACAGCCCAGCAGUAUGAACAUUGAAAUCUCCAGUUUUAGUAAACCAGCAUCUGCAGUUCCUUGUUUCUACAUCUCUGGAGAACAUGGGAAGAUGAUGUUUCGGGUCGGGACCUUUCUUCAGACUGACCCGCUGAGUUGCUCCAACACUGUGUUUAUGUGUUUUCUUUCCUCACUGAGCAGAGAUGUUCCUGCCACCACCUCCAUCAGUGUAAGACCAUGAACAUCACCGACUGCCCGCGGGGCUCUGGCCCAGAACGGACAAAGUCUUUCGCUGAGAAGACGGCGGUCGCUCUGACCCUGUCCCUGGUCAUGAUACUGACUGUGAUGCUGAACGGGGUGGUCAUCGCUGCCAUCUCGCUGACCAAGAAACUCCAUCAGCCGGCCAACUACCUGAUCUGCUCGCUGGCAUUGACGGACCUCCUGGUUGCCCUGACGGUGAUGCCCCUCAGCAUCCUGUACAUCAGUGCCGAGACCUGGCUCCUGGGACAGGCCUUCUGCCAAGCCUGGCUUAGCUUGGACAUGACCUUCUGCACCUGUUCCAUCCUCCACCUGUCUGCAAUCGCCCUGGACAGGUACUGGGCUAUCACCGACGCCGUACAGUACUCACGGCGGAGGACGGGCAGAAGGGUGGCAGGCAUGAUACUUGCAGCCUGGGUCCUUUCCGUCUCCAUAUCCAUGCCGCCCCUGUUCUGGAGAAGCCGGAUGGUCAAUGGGACAAUGGGGCAACAGUGUACCAUCAGACAUGACCACGCCAUCUACACCAUCUACUCCACGUUUGGAGCUUUCUACGCCCCGCUGGGCUUGAUCCUCAUCCUCUACUACCGUAUAUACCGCGCGGCCAGGACUCUUCACCGCCGGCGAGCUUCCAGCUGCAAGUUGGCUCACACCUCUUGCCCGUCAGAGGCACCACGACCGGGUAGCCAGCUGGGCCGGGAGAAGGGGAUCGGCGAGCAGCCCGUGUCCAUGGGGAGGGAGCGCCGGGCGGCCAGGGUCCUGGGUCUCAUCCUGGGCGCCUUCGUUCUGUGCUGGCUGCCCUUCUUCGUUAAGGAGCUGCUGGCUGGGAUGCAGGUUUGGGCUGCCUCGCCCACCCUGGGCGACCUGCUCACCUGGCUGGGCUACCUCAACUCCCUGGUCAACCCCCUCCUCUACACCAGCUUCAACCAGGACUUUGUAACUGCCUUCCGCAGGGUGGCCAGCUGUGGGAGGUACGGAUAGCGCUCGGAGUGAGCGUGGCACAACAUGACCAUAGCACCAUAAUACACCAUGG
This is a messenger RNA of Leucoraja erinaceus (little skate), 1862 nucleotides long. RefSeq names its product 5-hydroxytryptamine receptor 1E-like. NCBI's taxonomy places the organism in Eukaryota, Metazoa, Chordata, Chondrichthyes, Rajiformes, Rajidae. The record is from RefSeq and is a predicted model, not a curated record. Gene Ontology annotation, biological process: chemical synaptic transmission; G protein-coupled receptor signaling pathway, coupled to cyclic nucleotide second messenger. The transcript is spliced from 4 exons. Gene Ontology annotation, cellular component: plasma membrane; dendrite. The coding region runs from base 812 to 1810 and encodes 332 amino acids. Gene Ontology annotation, molecular function: neurotransmitter receptor activity; G protein-coupled serotonin receptor activity.